Diospyros lotus (date-plum) is the source of this 3710-nucleotide messenger RNA. Its product is annotated as probable ubiquitin-like-specific protease 2B. Gene Ontology annotation, molecular function: cysteine-type peptidase activity. The record is from RefSeq and is a predicted model, not a curated record. NCBI's taxonomy places the organism in Eukaryota, Viridiplantae, Streptophyta, Magnoliopsida, Ericales, Ebenaceae. The transcript is spliced from 18 exons. The coding region runs from base 272 to 3139 and encodes 955 amino acids. Gene Ontology annotation, biological process: proteolysis.
GCGAAGCUUUCUUCUUCUAUGCAACUUCCCUUACAAGUAGCCUCCUCUCCGAGUGGUUGCUUCCUUCGCUCCGCUUCACUCUUCAAUUGCCCCCCCUCCUCUCUCCGAACCGCGCCCUUUUCUCUUUUUGAUAAACCCUAAAUCAUUUCAAUUCCGUCAAACCCCAAUGAUCAGUUCCGCGAAACCCUAGUUUUGUCGCCGGGCGCAUUGGAUAGCUCCCCCGAUCGGACUCCGAGGCUUGAUCUCUGUGCUUUCGUGGUGCAGUUUCGCGAUGAAGAACUCGUGUAAAAGCUUCGAGGUCUUCGAUUUCAAGGAGGAGGACGAGUUGGCGGAGUUGGCAUCCGCCAAGUUGGCUGGCAAAUUCAGAACCCCUGCCGCAAUCGACAGAUACAAUUUCGUCGAAAACGAUAAACUCAGAUCUGGAGGUUUCUCUGUUCAACUGGAACCAAGAGCUUUAAGCCCUGGAGCAGCUUCACCCGGCAACACCCAGUCAAAUUGUGCCCUGCAGGAGUCUUCAUCCAGUGAUGAGUCAGUUGGAGUGGUUUCUGACGCUGAUGAAAGUACCAGUGAGGGUUCUUCUCCAUCACGUUCUUCUGAUAUUCCAGGAGAUGAUGUUCUAUUGAAUGGGCAUGGGCCAUCGUCUGAUCAUUACUUUGGCAGUCAGAAAAUGGGCGACAGGGGCAUGGUUGUUGUUUGCCCUGAUUAUAUUGUAUAUCGUGGUCAAUAUUAUACAGAGCCAAUGUUAAUGUUUUCCAGUGAUUGCAUUGAAUUCAUGGGUUCGCUUUCCUAUCGAGAAAAAGGAUCAGUUAACUUCAACCUUCAAUGGGGAAUAGAUGAUAUUGUUGCUAUUGAAUCACAGUGGUCUGAACGGCUUGAAAUAGCUACGGUAAAACUUCAAUUGAUAUCAAAAGAUGCAACGCAAGCUGAAAAUUCACAAGGCACUUCAGUCAUCGAGGAGUUACAGUUUGCAGCAGUCAACUUGAACUGGUGCAAGAAGCAGGAGGAGAUAAUGUCUUUGGAUCUGAGGUAUAAUGCUCUAGUUGUUUUCAGAACUGAAACAGGAGGGGUUGGAGGGUCCUUACAUGGACAGGAUCGCUUAUGCAUCCCAAAGAAAAGAUAUUUUCCCAAGUUCCCAUGCGUGGAGCCACCUUCAAAUAUAGCUUUUACAGUGUGGCAACAAUGGAUUCAAAUCACACAAUUAGAAGAAACAGGAGACACUUUCUGCAUCUCAUUUCCACAAGUAUUGGACUUGGCAAUCACUUAUAGGCCAGAGCAGAACUGUCUGAGUUUUGGUGAGCCGUUUGCUGAAGUUAUCUAUCCAAAGGGUGAUUGUGAUGCUGUUUCAAUUAGUAAGAGCGAUGUUGAUUUAUUACUACCAGACACGUUCGUCAAUGAUACAAUUAUUGACUUCUAUAUCAAAUAUCUGACGAAUGAAUUGCGACUUGAGGAGAGGCAGAGGUUCCACUUUUUCAACAGUUUCUUUUUCCGGAAGUUGAUUGACCUUGAUAAAGAUCCAUCCAGUGCUUUUAAUAGUGGGGCUGCUUUUCUGCGUGUCCGCAAAUGGACAAGAAAAGUGAAUCUAUUUGAAAAGGAUUACAUCUUUAUUCCUGUGAAUUUUAAUUUCCAUUGGAGCUUAAUAGUAAUAUGCCAUCCCGGUGAAGUCACUAAUUUUCAAGAUGAAGAUGAUAAGAAGUCGCUUAAAGUACCAUGCAUAUUGCAUAUGGAUUCUAUUAAGGGAACUCACACUGGUCUCAAGCGUCCUGUUCAGAGUUACUUAUGGGAGGAGUGGAAGGAGAAGCAUAAGGGGACAUCUGAAGAUAUCGCCUCAAAAUUUUUUAAUUUGAGGUUUAUUCCACUUGAGUUACCGCAGCAGCAAAAUUCAUUUGAUUGUGGCCUCUUCUUGCUCCAUUAUGUGGAACGAUUUUUGGAGGAAGCUCCUUUUAACUUCAAUCCAUUCAAAAUAACAAAGUUCUGCAACUUUCUUAGCGCAGAGUGGUUCCCACCUGCUGAGCCUUCUUUCAAGCGUGUUCAUAUCCAGCGGCUUAUCUGUAAAAUCCUUGCAAGUGAAAAUUCUCAACCAUCCUCCAGUGGGAAACCUUGUGCCUCUAACUACCCCAGUGAUAAUGAGAAUGAAACUUGCGUGGAAGUUGUUGCUCAGACAAGCCAUCCUCUAGAGAGUUGUCAUGGGAAAGUAUCCGGUUCUCAAGCUUGUCAGAGGAUUGAAAUGACACUAUUAUCUGGAUCUUCCAAUGGUGUUGCUGAUUCAGGCUUAGUCUUCAGGGAGUUUCUUGAUGGACAAUAUCAAACUUUUGACCGAGCACCAUCUUUUAGUGAGUUUAAAGGUGACAUAUUAUCGAUGCAGGAAGAUGUAGAAGCUGGUGAGCAGUUUGUCUAUUCACCUUCAAACAGAGGUGAUUUUCAGCAAUUGGCUGGUAUUGCCCCUGGAGGUUGCAUUUUUCCUUAUUUGCCAAGAGAUUUCGGAGCAGAGACAUCCUGGAACCCAGAUAUUGACCAAACCAGGCUUGAGGAUGUAGAAGCACCUCCAGGAAAAUCAUUUUGUUCCUCUGAUAAUUCCUUAGAGGUUGAGGUCAAGGAAAAUACCAUUGAUGGAAAGGAUGUCAAUACAGAAGAGAAAAUCAAUCAACCAGGAUCUCCACCGUUAGAAAACAUAGGGUGCCCGAAAGAAACCCUUGCCUCUGGUCCUAGAGAGAUGGUCGAUGUUGCAGAUUCUCAGUCCCCUGAUCAUACUCUUGAUUCCGGUCCCAAUGCUGAUAGCCUCACCCCUUCUCCAAAGAGUUUGGCUGAAAUGUCCCAUCAGGACUGCAAUGUGCAAGAAAAUGAGAGCAUUCCUAGUGCUGAUUUGUGUUUGAUUGCUGAUACUUUAGCAUCUGAACCAGACGAACAGCAGGUUUAUGACAGGGUUGGCGACUUCUCAUUGCCAGAAUCAGACAGGGAUCAGGUUUUGGAGAUGGCAGCUGUUGAUUCGGUGCUGGAAUCAGAUGGACAUCUGGCUGCCAAGAGGGUUGCUGAUGACUCAGUGACUGAAUCAGACAAGCAGCUGCCGACUGCUAAAAAACUCCGCCUCACGCCGCCUCUGGAAGAGGAAAGGAGGCUAACUAGAAGCGUCUCUCAAAUGUAAAUUGGGGUCAGCUAGAUAGCUUAGCUUUUCUUCUAUUUUAGCAUUCUUCUUUUGGCCCUCCUGGUUUACCAGGAGCUCUCAACAUGAUAGAUAUAUUGAAUGCUGCAUUGUGAAUAGAAUAGUAGUGUUCUAUGGCGUUCCGUGGACUCUUGGACGUUGCUCGCCCCCUCCUCAAAAAAGUCUCCUUUCAGGCUGGAAAGUGGUGGUUCAUAUAUAACCCAUAGGACUUCUGUAUUGUUGGCCAUAUAUCUGCACAGUUGUACGUGGCAGUUAAUGGAAGAAAAUGAUGAUAUGAUUUUAACUAGCAAUUUGCUAGAAUAGGAAAGAAAAUUAUCAUUACAAUGUCUAGUUUGUUCAGUUUCUAACUGCGGCGGCAUUGUUAUUGUUCCAAGUGGGGAAAUCUGAAACAUUAAUUGUUUGUUGGUUUCAUAGAAGCUUUUGGAUGUUGUGUGUAUUUUAACGAAGUUGUAAAAGGGCCAAGUUGAGGCGAGUCGAAAUUCUACCCUUGUCCGUUAGGCAUGCAUGCAUGCGUGCGUUUAAUAAAAUAAUCAAAAUGCAUUCUUAACAUUAA